Molecule: messenger RNA, 1587 nt
Organism: Bufo bufo (common toad)
Lineage: Eukaryota; Metazoa; Chordata; Amphibia; Anura; Bufonidae
Product: zinc finger protein OZF-like
Exons: 2
Coding region: 19-1572 (517 amino acids)
Cellular component (GO): nucleus
Source: RefSeq, a predicted model, not a curated record
GUCACUGUCUAUUUCUCCAUGGAGGAGUGGGAGUAUAUAGAAGGACACAAGGAUCUGUACGAGGAUGUCAGAAUCAAUAAUGAAAAGACCCUCACAUCACCAGAGGUCUGUCCCGACAGCUCAGCUCACAGUAUCGCACAAGACACAUGUAAAGAGCAUGCCAAUGUUAAGCAGAAUAAAGAUCAUAAAAGGAUUAAAUGUCAAAGCAAUUACAAAAGGAAUAAGUCAUAUUCAUGUUCAGAAUGUGACGGAUGUUUCAGCCGUAAAACAAGUCUUGAAUUGCAUAAGAUGAUUCACACAGGGGAGAAGCCAUUUUCAUGCUUGGAAUGUGAUAAAAGUUACAGGAUUAAAUCGCAACUUAUUAUACAUCAGAGGACUCACACAGACGAGAGGCCAUUUUCAUGUUCAGAAUGUGAUAAAUCUUUUACCCUCAAGCAGCGUCUUGUUAAACAUCAACUAACUCACACAGGUGAGAAGGCAUUUUUAUGUUCAGAAUGUGGCAAACGUUUUACUCAGAAUUCAGAACUUCUUGACCACCUGAGGAGAGUUCACACAGGAAAUAAGCCAUUUUGUUGUUCAGAAUGUGGAAGAUCUUUUACCCGGAAAUCAGAACUUGGGAAACAUCUGAGAACUCACACAGGGGAGAAGCCAUUUUCAUGCUCAGAAUGUGAUAAAUCUUUUACCCUCAAGAAGAUUCUUGUUAAACAUCAACUAACUCACACAGGGGAGAAGCCAUUUUCAUGUGCAGAAUGUGGGAGAUGUUUUACUCGGAAAACACAUCUAGAUACACAUCAGCUAACUCACACAGGGGAGAAGCCAUUUUCAUGCUCAGAAUGUGAUAGGAGUUACAGGGUUAAAUCACAUCUUAUUGUACAUCAGAGGACUCACACAGACGAGAGGCCAUUUUCAUGUUCAGAAUGUGAUAAAUCUUUUACCCUCAAGCAGAUUCUUGUUAAACAUCAACUAACUCACACAGGGGAGAAGCCAUUUUCAUGUGCAGAAUGUGGGAAAUGUUUUACUCGGAAAACACAUCUAGAUACACAUCAGCUAACUCACACAGGGGAGAAGCCAUUUUCAUGUUCAGAAUGUGGGAAAAGUUUUAACAGUAAAUCAAAUCUUGUUACACAUCAGACCAUUCACAUAGGGAAGCCAUUUGUAUGUACUGUAUGUGGAAAGAGUUUUGGCCAAAAGUCAAAGCUUACUGUACAUCAAAAAAUUCACACAGGAGAAACAUUUUCAUGUCCAGAAUGUGGAAAGGUUUUUAGGAAAAAUUCAACUCUUAAGGCACAUGAAAGAAUGCACACAGGAGAAGCAUUUUCAUGUUCAGAAUGUGGGAAAUGUUUUAAGCUAAAAAGUGAACUUGUUAGCCAUCAGAGAAGUCACACAGGGGCAAAAUCAUUUUCGUGUUCGGAAUGUGGCAAGUGCUAUAAACGAAAAUCACACGUUGUUGAACAUCAAAAAAUUCACACAGGAGAGAAGCCAUUUUCUUGUUCAGAAUGUGGGAAAUGUUUUGUCCUGAAAUCAAAACGUAAUAGACAUCAGAAAAUUCAUCUACAAAUCAUUUCUUCUUAAAUAUUAAAAAACUCA